Molecule: messenger RNA, 859 nt
Organism: Papaver somniferum (opium poppy)
Lineage: Eukaryota; Viridiplantae; Streptophyta; Magnoliopsida; Ranunculales; Papaveraceae
Product: putative protein FAR1-RELATED SEQUENCE 10
Exons: 2
Coding region: 77-685 (202 amino acids)
Biological process (GO): regulation of DNA-templated transcription
Molecular function (GO): zinc ion binding
Source: RefSeq, a predicted model, not a curated record
UAAACACGUGUCUUUACUUUUUUCACACCGUACAUCAUGGGCUUUACCCUAUGUAAGCGGUUAUUUUCUUGCUCAAAUGACAAGAACAGAUUUUUCUAAAUCCAUAGAUGCAUUCUUGAAAGAAAUCUUGAGUGCACAAACAUCAUUGGAGAGCUUCUUUGAGCAGGUUGGUAUUGCCGCAAACAAUGUCAGACAAAGAGAGGAAAAGGAAACUGGACAGAUUCUUAUGAAGACUUCGAUGCCAAUUGAAGAACAUGCAUCAAGUAUUCUUACACCGUUUGCCUUCAGAAUGCUGCAAACUGAAGUUGUUUUAUCUAUGCAGUGUGCAGCAUUUGAAACUUCCAAUGGUGUGUAUCUUGUGCGGCAUCACAAAAAUGUCGAUGAAGGUUGUCUUGUGAGUUGGAUACCGAAAGAUGAAAAGGUUAACUGCAGUUGCAAGGAAUUUGAAUUAUCAGGAGUCUUAUGCAGACAUGCUCUAAAAGUACUUGCACUGAAAAACUAUUUCCAUGUUCCGGAGAAGUAUCUGCCAUUUAGAUGGCGCUGUGAAAGUUCUAUACUCGAAGCCAAUUCUGAAGACUGGUCUCAGACAUUUCAUUCCCUUACAUCAACUUUAUAUUCAGAAUCAUCAAUAACAAAGGAGCGUAUCAGUUAUGUUCAUGAAGAACUUUCGAGGGUUCUUAACUAAGUAAGAACAAUGCCAGCCAAUGAUGGAGUUACACUUAGUUUGGAGUGUCAACACAUGAAUACUGUAGUGGAUGAUGAUUCCAGUUGUAGUGGUUGCACCUCCACUGGGAAUCCUUUUCAAUCAGCAAUCGACGAGCAACCACUAAAGAAAACCACCGUAAGCUACUAAUGAAGU